GUACUGUUUAGGGAAAUACUAGUUAUUACAAUAAUUCGAGUACUUCCAGUUAUGAUGAACAUAUUCAGUAUUACGUCACAAUUUAUUCCAGGUUCAGUGAUUUCGCAAUGGCUGUAUAUGCUUCUCUUGUAUAUUUAGAACGUCACGGGUGAGAUGUUGAACUUUCAACACCUUGUCAUUCUACGAGCUUAACUUUGUGCUCCGUGUCAGUAGUUGUUUGAUGUGUUCUGUUAAUGAAUGUUCACGUGCUCAAAAAUAAUGAACGGCUUAAGGGAUAAUAUCAAAUGAUGAUCGAAAUAAGUCGGCAAUUUGAAAAAAUUACAUUUCAUAAUAGAUCAGAUUAGCUAGUGAAAUUUCGAACAUGUCAUUAAAUAUAUUCGCCGAAAGAGUUAUUCUCACUCAAACAUGGAGGAACCAGAAGUGACCGCAUCAAACUAUGAUUAACUCAGGAGUCCGAAAGUUUCAAUAGCUACUGAAUAACUUCAUAAAAUGUUUUAUUGUUUGACGGAACUAAAGUUUACUUAAUGAGAACGUCAAGACAGAAUGCACUUAAGAUAAUUACCACUUCAUUCAAGAGACAGGACUGGCGCAGUUAUGGGAGUUAAAAGACAUAUUGACGUUCGCCUUCACACAUUCUGCGACUUUGAAGUUACUAGACACUAAAGUUGUGCUGUAGGAUCAAUUUUUUAUGAGUCACAAAGAAAUUGAUUAUUAUUGUUUAACGAGUGGGUAUUAGAUAUCAAGGUUGUCGGUUAACCUUGGCGUGGCUUCCAACAAAGCCCAUAUUUAUGAACUAAUCAUCUCCAAGGCCAUAGCAAGAAGGUUCAAAAACCGCGAUUUCAGAAACUUACAGUAGGGUUCCAUUUUUGUCGUCAAGUAGUCAAUGACUGGGACGCCUUACUCGAACAAGUGGUAUCAGCACCAUCAGCGAACGUUUUCAAAGAGAAGCUGAACCUUCACUAAAAUACAAGCUGCAAGGGUUAACACAGGUCUGCCAACCUACUAUCUUGGUUAUUGAAGACUGAAUUGACUAAAUUCGUUCUACAAUCUGCUCGUAAAUAUUUGUCGACAUUUGUAUUAUAUUCUUCAGAAUCAGAUGGCCACCAUGUGGAGCCGAACCGAAAGACAUAAAUGGAUGUGCCUUCUGUUUAUUGGUGCAGUUGGCCUCUAUGCUUCUAGGGCAGUAAUGCCGAUUGCUUCCGUUGCUAUUGCCUCAGAAUUGAAUUGGAAUCGUAAGGAAAUGGGUUUCAUGAUGGGCAUCUUCUUUUGGGGCUACGCUGUUACACAGUACCUGGGUGGUUAUCUAAGUGAUGUGUUUGGUGGAGAAAUUGUAAUUGCAAUCAGUUCUGUUGGUUGGUCUAUACUAACCGUUUGCUUUAUAUGGCUCCCAAGUAUCAACCUGGGCUCAAAUGAUAUAUAUGGGCUUUUCAUAAUUACUCGCUUUUUACUAGGGAUAUUUCAAGGAUUUUACUAUCCGAGUUUAGCAAGUUUAAUGGCCAAUCGUGUUCAAGUAUCCAAUCGAAAUAUCACUUUUGCUGUGAUAACUGCUGGUACACAUUUGGGAAUUCUCAGCACGAGGUAUUUCGGCAAGUUUCUUUUACAAAAAGAAAAAACAACAAAAAAGGAAAAGACGAAAAAAUAUCAGAAUCUGUACAACUUUUCAAACUAGAGACAUGUUUAAGAAUUCAGGUUAUUGACUAGAUAAACUCUAACAACCCAUUCGUCACAAAGUAUAUUUGCUAGGUAAGAUAUUACGGAACUUUUAUACCGUUGCUUGAGCGCAUGGAUUUUAAUGUAUUGACGUCUCGUUCUACCAAAAGAUACACAAAAAGAAAGUUAUGAAUGAAGGGAAUAAUUGGGAUCUGAGAAGAUAACACUUAUCAGAAGUUUGCAGGAGUUUGGAUGUUUACCCAUAACCAUUUUAUUAAUGACCUCAAACGAUUCACCACACACCUUGCCAACUGCCUUCAACACUCUCGUCAAUACAGUAAAAAAUAAUAGGUAAUAUGCAUAUAUACAGUGAGAUCAUCCGCAUAUUUCACAAAAGUAUUUUCUGUGGAGGAUGGAAGAUCAUACAGAAAAAAAGAGAAGAGGUGAAAGAAAAGCUCCUCAUGGCAUACCUUCAUGAGACAGUAGGGGCGUUGAACACUUUCCUCCAAACGCAGAGUACUGUUCCCUUCCAGAGAGGUAGGAACAUAGUCAAUUGGUUAUCUAGCUGUCAGUGUUGCCGCUGAUUACCUUGUUGGGUAAAAUCUGUCUUGAGAUAAAAUCAAAAAGAGAAGCUGAACACUAUAUUGUGAUGCAGAACAGCAAUGUCAACUAAGGUGCUUCUUUUGCAUGUGUAAGCAAACUGAUACGGAUCAAUGUGCUCUUAUAUCGCAGGUUGAAGUGGAAGUAUCAAUAAUUUUUCCAUUGUUUUAAGGAAAGGUGAAGUUACUGCUAUGGGUCUAAAUUUCACAUUUUUAUCACCAGAUACUUUCUUAGGUAUAGGGAUUAUCUUUAUCUGUCUCCACAUUUUCGGUAUGAGAUUACUUGAGAAGGAUCUGUUAAAGAUACUCGUGAAUGGAUAACAUAGAGCGUCAGUAUGUUUUUUUAUAGAAGAGGUUUGGGAUACUAUCAGGUCCUAGACAUUGGGAUGAAUUCAGUAACUGGAGACAUCUUAGGACAUCAGUUUCAGUGAAACUAGGAACACAACUAUUCUUUAAACUUGUGGAUAUAGGGAGCAUUACAUCAGAUGACAAAGGACUUAUUUAACCCACAAACAUUCAGCCUGUCACCUGUAAGUUCUUUAAAGAGUUUCCACAUACUUGGAGAGUAUUUACAAGACAGAAGUUUUUGAUUAAACAUAGAGUUGAGACGUCUAAUCUCUAGGUUUAUUAGGCCAUUUACCUUACGAACUUCAAUAGAGUUUUCCUCCUUGUAGAUUCUUUCUUUCACCCUCCGUAGUCGUUUUAAUUGUGAAGAUUUAAGUCGAUCAAGACUUACAAAAAUGGUUUCAGUGAGACAACAAAUAUCAAAACAGAAUAUAAGGUAACAAGUGAUAACAUCAGUAGUGUUUCCCAGUGAGUCAUCUAUAAAUAAUUCCUAGUUAGUCGUACGAAGCAUGCUUUUUCAGAUUUCGAAUAUUUUCUUCUGAGUAAUUCAUAUAUUUGACUUUCUUGGUUUGAUGUAAGAGUGUACUCGUUCCAUGCUUUCCAUAUACUUUAGGUAGAACACGAAUUAUACAGUGGUCCGAGCCAGAAAAUGGAGUACGUUUACGAGUCACAUAUAUACCCACGUCAUUAACGAAAAAAAAGUCUAAAUGAGCAUUCAACCGUGUAGGAAAAUAUACUACAUUUUGUUGACCUAGUGAUGUAAGGAAGCGACAGUCACAUGAAUUGAAAUCAUCACAUACAACUGAAAGCGAAUCACUGACGGCAGUAACAACGAAUUCAGUGAUUUCAUCAGCGAAAAUGAAUAGCGCAGAUGAUGUGCAGUCUGGAGUCACGUAGACAUUCGUAACAUAAACAUAUUUGUAUUUAUUCAGAUGUUUUGGACGGCAUCUUAAUGUUAGACAGUCAAUAAAGUCAUUUGAAAACUUGAAACAAACAAAAGUAGAUCGACACCAGUUCACGUUUACAAACAUAGCUACGCUGCCGCCACACCUCUUUUUAUUGUUUGAUCGAUCCUGAUGAUAGAUUUUAAAAUUACAUAGUGAUACUAGGCAGUCGUCCUGUAAAUCAUUUAACCAAGAUUCUUGAAUUGUGAUGAACCACAAUUACGAUACACAUUUUGACUUAGCAGGAAUUGAAGAUAGUCCACCUUGUUAAUUAGUGAUCGGAAAUUAGAAUUUAGCAGCUCGGGAAUCGACAUACGAUUGAUGUUCAUAUUGCCAACCACCGCGAUGUCUUUUAUUAUAUUUUUUUGUAACUUGUGCAGCGAAAGGUCUUAGGCUUUUCAUAAACGUGCCUAUAUUGGUUAUGCGAUUAAUAGACAUAAUGCGACCCUAAAACAAAAUGACAGACAACUUGUUGAAAUAAUUAGAUGGUAGAAACAGGUAGCCCAGAUAUUCAAGCGGGCCGCCGUGUAGACCUAGGAACUUGAGUCAUCACAUUUGUGUCAGAUUCUACGUUAAUUACGUCUGACUAACUGAUAUAAUUAAAUCUGCAGAAUUAUAGGUUACAUAGCAUUAGACUGGUCAAUUUUUUAUUCUUUUUCUCAUGGUGUUAAUCAAUGCUGUUUUAUUUUGUUAUCGGUUUAUCGUCUGACAUUUUUUUUUUCGAAAAUAUUUUAAUAUUACUUUCUUGUCUUUCAUUAUCAUAUCAGAACAAUCUUAUGUGGUUCACUGGGUUCUUACUUAGCUGAAAAUGAUGGCUGGCGUACACCGUUUUUCUGGAUUGGAAUAUCAUUUUUUGCAUGGUCUUACAUUGUCUAUUUAAUUGUUACCCGUGAAACUAAGAGACCACAUAAAUUGCAUUUAAUUUUACCUAGAAUACUAACAAAUUCAUAUUUUAUUAACAAGAAUGUAACAAUAAGUCGGGAAUUGAAGUCAGAAAAUUGUAUUAAAAUAUUAGAUGUGGAAGAAAAAAUGACGCCGUCAGAAUCAACAUUUGUCUAUAUAGACUCAAAAAGUAUCGAUAAUGAUUCUGUAUCUAGUGUACCUUUACGACAUUUAAACUGGUCUCUUCUUUUCAGACACAAACCAUUUUGGGUUAUGCUUUUGGCUAAUUUUGUUCAUAAUAAUACAUUUUAUAUUAUCCUCAACUGGUGCCCUUCGUAUUUCCACGACAAUUAUCCCGAUGCAAGAAGUUGGGUUUUCAAUAUGGUCCCAUGGCUAAUUAUAUUCCCAUCUGUUUUAUUAGCUGGUUCCUUAGCUGAUCACUGGAUUAAAACUGGUAAUUGUAUUAUUUUUUCGUCAUAGAAUUCUCUUGAUAAAUUUGUCGACGAUUAUUGACCAAUGGUAGUUGCCAGUACCCGAAGUUGCUUAAUAUGUUGUUCAUUAGUUCAAAAGCAUCUUGAUUUAUUUUUCAUUUCCACUAGUAAAACUCUGUAACUAUGAGUCCUGUUUAAGCGCAAUAGGGGUUCAUUUUCGUUUUCCUAUUUCGGUGGUCAUAUCCUUACAAAGAUAGGGUCUUUCUUAUUUUCAUUUAAAUUUAAAAUCAGUUUAUUAGUUUCCCUACUUUAAGUGCAAAUGAUAUUCACUGUUCUCGCUUACAUAAAUCAUCAUUUUUCUUUAUAUUGUAGUCCUUCACACUUUUCUGGAUUGUAUAGGUUUUUGUGAAAUUGGAAUAAUGAAAUUAGUCCCAUUUUAUUUAUUAACAAAGACAAGUUCUAUGAUUCAUAUGUGUAAUAAUUUUAAAAAAACAAAACAGAUUCUUUGUAAGUUUUAUCUCUCUCAAAAGAUAUCAACAAAUAAAAACUAAAAAUAUGUCACACUAAAAUAAGCAUGUUUUUUUAUGAUUAUAAAACCUCAGUAAAAAUCAACACAAGUGCGCAUUGAUUGAAGUUGCCAUGUCACAAUAAAAUGACGAGGUGAAAUUACUAUGAUGAAUGUCAAAGAAAUCAAAACCGUAUAUCACACGGACCCCAACCAGGUAGGCUGUAUCUACAAACAUGGUUUAGACUAACAGUCAGAAACUUCAUGAAUUUUUAUUAUCUUUUGGGUUGGCUGCCCUUAGCUCUCUUACACCAUACUCGUAAACCAGUAAACAUCUGUUAAGAUAGGUGGUGAUUAGUCAUACUUAACUCAUGUUCUACUUCAGUCGAUAAAGAUUCACUACCUCACCAACCGGUCCGACACCUCUACACAAUUAUAAGAUUGUUUAGUCGGUUGUUCCACGAAAAUUAGGCAAUAUUUCAAAGACUUUCAGUAUCGAAUCCCUCAGUCUAAGCAUGUAUUCUACCUUCGUACAUCUUGUUUCACAGUCAUUUAGCUAUGAAAAGCGAACUUCAGCACAGCUUUUUUGUUGACAAACGGACACCACACCUACGUCACAAAUGAAACAAGCGGACUCUUCAGGACUAAUGAGACUUACAAGACAAGUACAGUGAUCGAUUCUUCAACUACUUCGCUCUACAUAAUCGGUUUAGACGUUGAUGCAGACCACUGCUUAAUCAAUAUUUUGUGCAAGGUUCGAAUAGUACAGUCCGAAUUGUAAAUUUAACAAAUAAGUAUCAAAUUUACUAUGAUUCAUUCUUAUUUAAACUUUCCAGAUAUCCAUUUAGUUAUAUUUCAAGGAUUAUUGUAUUACAAACCUUAUCAAUUUAUCUACACUUAGUUUAAAAUAUUUUUAGGUGUAUCUGUAACAAUAGUGAGGAAAAUAAUUACGACAGUUGUUCUUUUGGGUUCAUCUUUAUUUCUUAUCAUCUUAUCAUCUCUGGAUAAUUAUUAUGGGUCACUAAUUUGUAUGGCUUUUGCAUUAGCCUGUUUAGGCUUUCAUUGCAGUGGUGUACUGUUAAAUCCUCAAGAUAUGGCUCCCAAUCAUGGUGGUCAGUUGUACGGAAUUAUGGCUACCGUUGGUACAUUUCCAGGAUUUGUAGGUGUCUAUAUGGUUGGUUAUAUAUUAGAAGCUACAAACCAAUGGUCUGUGAUCUUUAUAACGACUGCUUUCGUUAGUAUUGUGGGUUGGGUUGGAUACGUGUUGUAUGGAUCAUCAGAAAUUCUCUUUUAAGUCAUAAUUUUCUUGAAAUAUCAAUAGUUAAGUUUCUUUAGAAUACAAACAAUAGUGAUCUUGAAUUGUUAUUUUUAUUCUUACAUCAUAUUUACAUAUCAAAUCUGUACAAAUGGACAAACUGAAAGUGAGGUGAUAACCUACGUAUCUUAGAUAUUUCCAAUAAUUUAUGUAUGUUACAUGUUUAUAUUGGUUUGGAUACGCUGUUUUUCGUCGAAUAGUUAGAGCAAAGAAGCGUUCAUGCAUUUUUUUUUGUGUAUGUUACUAUUUCUUUGUAAGACAUUCCUAAACAUCAUCGGGCGAAUUGUUUCAAUUUCAAUGAUCCGCAUAAAUUGAAAACUCUUACCUUUUUAAAAAAUAAAUGUUAAUAUGAACUUCGUGCCUAAUUUGUUCAUGUGAUACACUAUAUUUUUGUAAGUGAUUUGGUUUCGUUUUGCAUUAUAUUAUUGUCUAUGUUGACUAAUUUUAACUAUAAAGAUCAUUUGAAGUUAUUCGAGUUCCUUUUUUUUCGACAAUAGAAAACAAUAUCUUAUAUUGUUUUAUAGUUUGUUUAAUAAAGAUCAAAAUGAGAAUCUUUACAAUUGUAAAAUUUGAUGAAUAGUCUAAAGUCGUUGAUUCUUGUCAAUUCUCCUAUUAAAUUGUUAAGAUUUAUCUUUAAUAAAUUUGAUUUUUAGAUAAUCAUUUGUGUGGUGUUUGUUCAUUAAAUCUUAAUUGUUGUUUGAAACUUCAUAAUAUAGUUGAUGCAAAUAUUUAUAAUCUCUUUCUAUGGAUAAGGUAAUUUCCAUCACAAUUAGUAAUAAGUUUUGUAGUGACAACAGAACUCUAUGUAUAUUAGCGUUACCUAUUGAAUUUCCGUAAAUAAAUCUUUUUCUUUUAUCCUUUAACCAUUAUAUUUUUACAGUAGGUUGUUACUGUAUGUGCGACUUCAGUGGAUCGAUUUUCUAUUCGAUGAUAUUUUCUAAUAAGCUUCUGUCAUUGUAGUAGUUUGAAAAGUAUACUUUAAUAGAUUUCUACCGUGUAAAUGUAACACUAUAACCUUUUGAAUAGGUUUUAAGUACUCUCUAUUUUGUUUAUUUUAUCGCACAUUUUGAAUCCUUAUAUAAAUUUUAAGAUGUAACAAUCAAUUUCUGUCACAUCAUCUUUACCAUUGGUUAUACAUUUCAUAACACUGAUUGUUUGUUUGUUUGCUUGACCUAUCCUUUUAUGUUGAAUGUGAAGUGGAAGGUAAUUUGUUUUACUUAUUAUGACCACUUGAGUUGAGUGUGUAUUAAUUGGAUUGGAGCGUUCUUUGGAAGCACCUGUUCACUUUUUACAUACCUCGUAAAUGUUUUGUUAUCAUAUCUUUACAUUAUUUUCAGGCAUAGAUACCUAAUAUUACUAAAUGCAUGUAAGAUUACCCAGAAGUAAGGUGAAUUUUCGAUAUCCGUUAGCAAAUUUUCCAAAUACUGUUCAUUAUAAUUAUACAUCUAGACUGUGUUUCUUUAAUUUUGUUUUGGCAUAUUGAGUUUACUUUUAGUUAUCUAUACCAUUUAUGUAGUGGUGAACCUAACGUGUUUUGUAAUUUGAUCUUUAUAGUACCUAUUUUCCAUUUCGAAAUAUUUUAUCCGUCUAUUCUAUCCGUCUCCAACACUCGAUAUAAUCUCCAGAUGUUUUAUUCUUGGAAAACUAAGUAAUUUCACUACUUGUAACGAAACCUGCGUUUCUGAUUAAAUGGAUGAUAUGCUUUCACGAAUGACUUCUAGUUGUGUUCGUUGAACAUCUUAGUUAAUUCAGGUUAUCUUUUAAAAUCUGCUGUUCAAGGUCAAGAAUUUCAAUAGCAGGAAUAAGUGGCAUAGACAUAGCAUUACGUAUGAACACCAGAAACAAUGAAGACAGAUAGAAACCUUACAUUUUCGGGGUGAGUUAAAUAUCCAUCAAUGGGAAACGUUACAACAGAAUUAAAGAAAUAAAAUAUUAAUUAAGGUAGGAUUUCAACGUUUUAACUGAAUGGUUAUUUAUAUUACAAUAAAAAAUUGGAGUUCUUAUUUCAAGACAUCCACAUGAACUUAAAAGCGAAAUAGUGCUUUGCGGUUCUGAUGCGGGAACCAAGUAUUCUUUAAUGACAUCAUUAUGUAUGGAAUUACAUCAAACUGUGGAAUUACUGACAAUUUUGCUCACUAUAAUCAUGCUGCGUGUUACAGUCGUUUGUUUGCGUUUUCCUACAAACUGAACAUUCCCAAUUAUUGAUAAUUUAGAAGAUUAUAAAAAUUUACGCAAAUCCAUGAUGGAGUUUGCUUUUUGAGCUAUCCAUAUCUGGGUUCAUACGUUACUGGUCUGUACUCUUAUAUUCUGUUGCUGUCUGUUCUCCGACUGUAUUUUGGGACAGAGUAGACUGAUCACUUAGUUACAGUUACGUGGGUUGGAAAAUCAUUAUUGAUACCAAUUCAGUAUAACACAGCGUGAGCUAAGGAGUCACAUUAGUCGUACUCAUUCCAAGUGGAUUAGUGCUAUUGGUCAGGCGAAAUAAGUUUGCUUAUACGAACUGUAGUUCCAGAUUAACAUUGAUGAGACUGACUUGUCCUAUAUUGCUAGUUGAAUUGGCAAAUGAAUAUCAGCGACAAAUCGGAGUAACACACUCACAGAAGAGGUCGUAUUCUGUCAUUCGUGACCCGGUUGUGACAGCUUUUCAAUAUUCAGUGUGUCGCCAAAAAUGUUUUUGAUCAGUUUGCUGUCAAAAUUCUGCAGUGUGGUCUUAAUGACAAUUAUAUUUAAUAGGAGGAACGCAAACGACGUACUUAUGUAGGUGGAAGAAGAGAGCUGUUGUAUUUAGCAUUAUUAUGGCAGCUAUUUGACAAGCAUUCUGUACUGAGAGGUAUGCUGAUCCUAGUCAUCCGUAUAACUGAGCACAAGGUUGAUCAAGUACUGGAGAUGAGCUACGUCCAUAUCAAUCCAUCAUUCCAAAAUAUUAUAAGCGAAGCUAUCCAGGUGGUACACCACGGGAAUAAACUGCACAGAUAAGCCAUAGCUGAUAUAAUUUUUUGGUAAGGGAAGCCCUAACAAUAAUAGUCAUUUCCACUGGUUUCACAAAUUUCCAGAAACAGAACUGAAGUUAAUGUUAUACUUGAUUUUUUCAAAUCAUCCAAAGACGAUGAAAAUUUGUUUGGAUAUUCCAUAAGCAAAACAAUGAUAAUAUCUAGUCCUUUGAUAUAUAGCAUCAAAUAUAAGACUUAUUUGAAUGUGAAGUGCUUUUGUUAUUCAUAGGCACUUCAAACGUACUUCACUCGAACAUUAUAUAGAUACUGUUUUGCGUUUAACUUAAUGAAUCAGUACUUGUAUUUCGGUGGCAUGAAUAUGUGAAAUUUGGGCAUUCUUAUGACUUUAUUAUGUUACUUAAUUUGUAUAGUCAGGAAUAAAGUGAUCUUUCACCAAUAGAAGAACGAAGGGUUAGGGGAUAUAACCCGGUAUAGAAUGAGGUAAAUAGUGAAGACGCUUGAUGUAAUGCUCUAAUAUACUAAGACAAGAUUAGCAAACUUCGCUUCUAAAAGAAUGGCGUCUCUUCUGUAUGGACUCAUCCGGUCAUUCAUACUCAACUAAAACCAAUAUUAAAUAACGUGAUAUUAAUAAUCUGAAAAAAUUGGGCAUUGAAAAGUUUAGGGGAUAUGAAGAAAUGAAUCCAUUACUACAAAAAAGACAUAGAGCUUACUACUAAAUGGUUGGCGUUGUCUUCGAGUUUGACGUGACAUUACUGAUCUCUCACUAAUAACAGGAAAAACUCACUUUUCCACUAGCAUAUUCAUAUAUUAGGACGCUCACAAGAAUACAUACUGCAUGUUCAUCUUGUUCACCACAAGGGCGACUAGCGGAACUAGAGAUCUUAUGUCAGAGGUUAGUAAUAAGUCGACGUUCCCCGAUCUUAGAAACAGGACUAUAAAAAGCUCAACACGAAACCAGACAAUGAACCCCACAGGGGACAAUUCAACACGAAAACCAAAAGUGAAUUCACCGCCAAGUAAUCAGGAUCACACCCAGGUCCCUACUUCUAAUAAAAUAAACAAGCAAAGAACAA
Molecule: messenger RNA, 10695 nt
Organism: Schistosoma haematobium
Lineage: Eukaryota; Metazoa; Platyhelminthes; Trematoda; Strigeidida; Schistosomatidae
Exons: 11
Coding region: 1097-1669 (190 amino acids)
Biological process (GO): transmembrane transport
Molecular function (GO): transmembrane transporter activity
Source: RefSeq, a predicted model, not a curated record